AUGUCUGAUAUCAUACAUGACCUGCUGGACUGGUCCAAAACUCAAAAUGUCGUCCUCAACGGCAUUAAGCCCAACGCCUUUCCUGGCCGGGGCAUAGGUCUCAUCUCAACCCGUGCCAUUAAAGAAGGCGAUGUCGUUCUAGAGGUCCCCACUUCAGCGAUCAAAACUCUGGACGAUCUCCCACCGAGCCUCCGCAAGAAGCUUCCAUCUCCUCCGGACACGACCGUUCACGCCUUGCUCGCCCUCGACCUCGCCACGGAUGCCUCCUCCUGCCCUGCCCCCUGGCGAGCCGUCCUCCCAUCCCGCGCCGAUAUAGCCACCAUGCCGCUGACCUGGGAUGAGCGCCUGCACCCGUACCUGCCCCCAGCGGCUCGCGAGCUCCUGAAGCAGCAAAAGACAAAGUUCGAGAAGGAUUUUGCCAACUGCGUCGCCGCCGUCCCGGGCCUCGACGAGUCUAGGUACAGACACGCCUGGCUCCUUGUCAACUCGCGUACCUUUUACCACACGUCGCCCCUCACGGCCAAACUGCCCAAGGAGGACCACCUCUCGCUGCAGCCCGUUGCUGACCUCUUCAACCACGCCGCUCGCGGCUGCACCGUUGCCUACUGCGACCUCUCCUACACAGUCACCGCCAACACAUCGUUUCCGCGCGGCGCCGAGAUCCCCAUCUGCUACGGCCGCCACAGCAACGAUUUCCUCCUCGUCGAGUACGGCUUCAUCCUCGAGGGCGCCUCUAACGAGUGGGACGAGGUCUCGCUCGACGACGUGCUGCUGCCGCGCCUUCGGAAGCCUGCGACGCGUAAGCGAGACCUCGAGGAUGCCGGCUUCUGGGGUCGCUACGUGCUCGACUCUGAUAUGGUCUGUUUCAGGACGCAGGUCGCCGUCCGGAGCCUCGUCGUGCCCGAGUGGGUGUGGAGAUCGUUUGCUGAAGGGCGGGAUGAGGGGGAGGGCGCCCAGUGGAAGGUGGACACGGAGCUGAAGACGAUGCUCGAGGAGUAUGAUGAGCAGAUUGAAGCUACGGUCAAGGAGGUCGAGUCCUUGGAGGUUGUCGGCGAAGCGGUCCAGAGGGAGAUCAUCGUGCAGCGAUGGCGCCAAAUUCAGACUAUCGUCAGGGCUGCGAUAAAAAGAUUAGCGCAAUAA
Molecule: messenger RNA, 1140 nt
Organism: Verticillium alfalfae VaMs.102
Lineage: Eukaryota; Fungi; Ascomycota; Sordariomycetes; Glomerellales; Plectosphaerellaceae
Exons: 1
Coding region: 1-1140 (379 amino acids)
Biological process (GO): peptidyl-lysine trimethylation; peptidyl-lysine monomethylation
Molecular function (GO): protein-lysine N-methyltransferase activity; protein binding
Source: RefSeq, a predicted model, not a curated record